AUGAAUAAUUCGGAUAAUAUUUCUCUUGCGAAUAACGCUACUUCAAAAAAUGCUAUUUCAAAUUCUCUUUUAAUCGCCUAUGGACAUAAAAGCGUAGAAUUAAAGAUUAUAAAAGAUACAAUAAGUAUGUAUCAGAAUAGUUUUUUAGAAAAGGAAAAAGUAUUAAAAGAAGAAAAACAAAAGCUGGAGGAAUUAAAUUAUCAAGUGUGGUCAGUAGAAGAGUCAUUUUGCGAACAAGUAUGGCAAUUUUCUCACGAACAUAAUUUCUUUGAUAUCUUCAAAUAUUAUCCCUUUGUUAUAAAAACUGAUCACUGCGCAAAGCAAAAAAAUAAUGAUAAAAACGAUAUUGUAAAGGACUCGGAACUGACUGAUCUUAUAAAUGAAAUUGAUACAAUUAAAGCAGAAAUAUUUAGCUUAAAUCAUGAAAAAAAUAUCAAACAUGAGAUGGAGAUUGCCUUAAUAAACUUACAAAAAUUACAAUUAAUUGCAGAUGACAUUACAGAAUUACUGAAGUUGAUAAGUCCUUUAGAAUCUCCAUACAAACUCGCGACGAUAUCAAUACCAAUAUAUGACGAAGUAAUUUCUGAUAGUGUAAAUAAAAUCAAACGACAUAUGAAUGAUACAGGUCGCAAAAACUCGAUAAACAAAAAAACAUGUAAUAAUCAAAAGGAGAAGCCAGUGAAAAAUAAAUCAUGCCUAAAAAAUGACAUAUCGAAUUUUACGCUUACUAAUAAAAUAACAAUUGCAUCUCCUAAAAUUUAUCCUCAAUUAUCUCUUGAAAAGAGUAUCGUGCAUACUGCGAAAACAACAAUGACGGAUAUAUCUACAGAAUUUACAUGCAACGAGAAAUAUGAAAAUUUUAUUCCAAAAAAACGCAGUGAAAUUUCUAUUAAAUUUGAACAGCAUCGUCAACAUAUAAUUAAUAAUUAUUAA
Molecule: messenger RNA, 933 nt
Organism: Camponotus floridanus (Florida carpenter ant)
Lineage: Eukaryota; Metazoa; Arthropoda; Insecta; Hymenoptera; Formicidae
Exons: 6
Coding region: 1-933 (310 amino acids)
Source: RefSeq, a predicted model, not a curated record